UAUAAAUGUAUUGUUGUCAGUAAAGUCAUAUCAUACUGUUUGUUGUCUCAUUAACCCUUUGCGCAACUGCCUCCGAGAACGACAAUCUUGCAACAUCACGACACAAUGCCAGGACUACCCACCAAGACCAGGAGCUGGAUCCUAACAAACAAACCGAAAGGUCUCGCAACCAUUUCGGGUGACGAGCCAACCUUCACUCUACAGACUCGAGACCUUCCAGCGCUCAAGGACGACCAGAUCCUGGUCAAGGUCCUUUACUACAGCAACGACCCGGCGCAACGAGGCUGGAUCAGUCCGGAUGUGCCCAAGGAUCGUCUGUACGUCCAACCGGUCGAGGUGGGAGAACCAAUGCGAGCCCGGGGCCUGUGCGAGGUUCUAGAUAGCAAGUCCCCAAACAUCACCAAGGGCGCCAUCGUCCAGGGUGUGUGCGACUGGAACGAAUAUGCCGUCCUGGACGCCGCCACCGUCACUCCGGUCGAACAACUCCCCAACGGCUUGAGCUUGACGCACUACCUCGGCGCUCUGGGAAGCACGGGUUUGACGGCCUACUAUGGCCUCGUGGUCAUCUCGGAAGCAAAAAAGGGCGACAAGGUGGUGGUGUCUGGCGCGGCCGGUGCCACGGGUAGCAUGGUCGUUCAGAUUGCAAAGCACAUUGUCGGAGCCAGCAAUGUCGUCGGUAUCGCAGGCAGUGAGGACAAAUGUCGCUGGGUCGAGAGUCUAGGUGCAGAUAAAUGCCUCAACUACAGAUCCUCAUCUUUCGAAGAGGACCUCAAGAACGCCACCGCUGACGGUGUCGACGUCUACUUUGACAACGUGGGCGGCGAGAUCCUCGACUUGAUGCUCGGCCGUAUGUCCAUGUAUGGUCGUGUCGCCGCGUGCGGUGCAAUCUCCCAGUACAAUUCCUCGGAGCCACUGAUGUUGAAGAAUUACUUCCAAGUCAUCUCCAUGAGACUGCAGAUCAGAGGGUUCAUCGUCAUCGAUUACUUGAAGUCGAGGGCCGAAGCCCUCAAGGUCUUCAGGCAGGGCAUCCAGGACGGUAAAUUGAAGAUCGGAGAAGGGAACGAGACGGUCGUGCCGACAAAGUUCGAAGAUGUUCCCAAGACGUGGUUGAAGUUGUUUUCCGGUGACAACACCGGGAAACUGGUCACCAAGCUCGAAGCGUGAGAGGUGUCACACACUCGAAGUUGAUGUUGUACGAGUAGUUUGUACCUACGAGAGCUAGGACGUGUGAAAAUUGUCGUUAUGAAUUCUUGAUGUACUCCGAUGAUGCUCGAGGCACCAUGCGUGCUAUGCAUAGUCCCGGAUGUGAUUUCUCUUUUUACAAUCUAU
Messenger RNA from Exophiala oligosperma, 1329 nucleotides. RefSeq lists its product as uncharacterized. NCBI's taxonomy places the organism in Eukaryota, Fungi, Ascomycota, Eurotiomycetes, Chaetothyriales, Herpotrichiellaceae. The transcript has 2 exons. Gene Ontology annotation, molecular function: oxidoreductase activity, acting on the CH-CH group of donors, NAD or NADP as acceptor. The record is from RefSeq and is a predicted model, not a curated record. The coding region runs from base 106 to 1164 and encodes 352 amino acids.